AUGCACUCGAGUACUUCACCGUCAGACAAAAUAUCUUUCGAAGUGGCGCCGGCAGAGGCACACCGCACCACAAGCAGAAUCAAGGAUAUCAACGUGUCUGCGUCCAUCAGCUGCAGCUUGAUGAUGACGACCUUGGAGAUCCGCAGGGUGCUUCGUCUUCGCAAACUGCGCAACAGUGGGGGUUUUACUUUAGCUAACAAGGUUCUCAAGUAUCCCGAGCCGUUUGGCACUGAGAAUGCCGAUCAGGAUGCGCUGGGCUGGCUAGCCUGGUCCACCAGUUUCCGUAACUGGGUUACUUUUGCAGAGCCUGCUUAUGAGAGCGAUCUAGCAGAAGUAGAGCAACGCUUGACUGAAGUGCCUCACAUUGCCAACAUGCCACCUGUGUGUCUUGAGAGGGCGCGGAAGCUGUAUGUGAUUUUAGGUUCUGUCUUGAAGGGAAGGCCUCUUGCAAUACACCGCGGCAUUGAAGAUCGCAAUGGGUUCGAAUGCUGGCGGCAGUUAACCUGCCAAUUUAGCCCGAGGACGCGUUCCAGGUCGCUUGCGCUGCUGAGUGCAGUGAUGGGGCUUCCAGCGUUCACGCGUGACCGUACGCUGCGUGAGCAACUCAGCAGCUUCGAGCGGUUGAUCGCCGAGUAUGAGAAGGCCUCCGGCAAUGCGCUUCCUGGUGAUGUCAAGCUGUCAGUUGUGCUUAAAGCCAUCCCCAAAGCCCUGCAAUCCCACGUGCACUUGAGAAUGGACGCUUCUACGACUUAUGAGGACGUAAAGAACCUUGUGCUGUCAUACGAAGUAAGUACCACUAAUUGGAGUGCCGCGCGAGUGCAGCAGGAGCUUGGUCUUGUCAGUCCCAACAAGGGCAGUGUUUCCAUGGAGGUGGAUCAAGAUGGUUCCGAUGAUACAGCUGCUGGCGGAGAUCAAGGAUCACCGUCGCCCAAGGCAGCCGCCAAAGCAGCUGUGAAGCGCAUCAUGUUUGACAUUCGUGCUAUUCGCAUGAGCCGUGCCAGUCAGAUCCGUUUGCAGUUUCGGAUGAGCCGUGCCAGUCAGAUCCUUGUGCAGUUUCGCAUGAGCCGUGCCAGUCAGAUCCUUGCCGCGUUGGGCCCACUUUGGUCCAGUGGCUGUCCUGCAGAAUUUGACAUAGCUAGCAGUGAUCACGAUGGCGACUGGGAUCUCAGCCCUCUCUCGUCACCCAUGCGGGUAGCUGCAGUCAGCCGUCACAGCUAUGAACAGCAGUUGGAAAUCUGUGUCGACACAGCCGCCGAUGAGUCAUGCCUGCCUCUUGACUUCGUGUGUGUUGGGUCUCAUGCGUCAGGUGAACCGCCGCUUGUUGACUGCCAGGGCAACACGAUUCACACCAAGGGCAGCCGAUUGGCCACUUUGGAAGCUUCUGGGGUUGAGCUGAAGGAGCGCUGGGUUGUGUCGCCGGUUUCCCAGCCGAUUCUAGCCACGGGCAAACUGCUCAAACAGGGCUGGAGGUUUCUUGACUUUGAUGAUCUUGGAAUGUGCCUGACCAGCCCGUGUCAUGGAGCGCGGAUCCCUGUGGGUUUCAGCAACAACACGCUUGUGUGCAAGGGCGUUAUACGCUCUAUCAACGAGCCUCAGCCCUCCGCAGUUCGUGUUAUCAAGGUGCGCUUGACUGGUCUCCUUGACCGCCUCAUCCGCAGCGCAGACUUCUUUCAGGAGAUUGCUCCAGGUGUGCAUGCCACGAGCCUCACCUCGAAGCACCUUGUCGAUUUGAGCCUGUAUCUUCCUUACGAGGGUCUCGCCUACCGCGCCACUUUGAUCAAGAUAGAUGGGGAUUGGGUUCUUUCCGAGCUUUCAUCUUCAAUCGCCGACCUUGGCGAAGACUUGACCACUCAGGUUGCCGAUCAGGAGGUGGAGAUGAUCGUGUUCGGUCAUCGGGAGCCGCUGGCACCCAGCGACCUCGUAUUCGCAACUGAUGUGCCAAUUCUUGAUGCGCCGGCACCUGCGCCUCCAGAGUCUUCAGCAGAUCCCGUGUUUGAGGAUUUCUUCGGUGAGGCAGUACAGGAGGCCGAUGUUGAGCUAGGCGGCGGGGCUGAUGUUGAGUCAGCCGGCGGGGCUGCAGUUGAAGCAGCCGGCGGGGGCGAGGCACGCGAUGGUGCCCUUGAUGAUGCCGUAAUGCAGGGGGCACUCGCUGACGAACGCGAAGCCCAGUCAGACAAGAUUGUUGUCGGUCAGUACUUCGCCGUGUGUGCCAGAGCCUCGGUGUCGGGAAAUCAGGCGAGUCGUGCCGCUGAGGUUCCGAAUGCACCUGUGCCCAAUGUGCCGGCAGCUCCGAAGGAGCCCACACCAGAGCAACGACGAGCCCACGAGGCUGUGCACGCCCCAUAUGAAGCAUGGUGCCAGCACUGCGUGGCCUUUAAAGCAAGGGAUGACAUGCACAAGGCUGCCAACACCGAUCGCAAAUUUCCUGUGAUAUCCUUCGACUAUGGCUUCACUGGCCGAUCGGAGGAGGAUGGCCUUCACAACAAGCUAGCUUUCCUGUGUCUACAUGAUUCAGAGAGUGGUUGGCGAGAAGCCAUCCCGGUGCCAGGCAAAGCAGGUGUGCAUGAUGGGAUCAAUGUCACCAGCUACCUUGCUGCUGAGAUUUGCAGGUUGCUUAGCAUGCUAGGCUACUCCAAAGUUGUGCUUCAAUGCGAUCCCGAGCCCACAUGCUUGAAGCUACGCAAUGAGGUGAGGCGCAUGCGGCUACAGCUGGGUUUGCAAACUGAUGUGCAGCAGUCAGCUGAAGAAAGCCACCAAUCCAAUGGAGGUGCCGAGGUUGCCGUGCAAACGCUGCGGCAGCAGUGCAACACUCUGUUCUCGAUGUACGAAGCAGAGACCAAGCUCCAGGUCGCAACGGCCCACGCUCUCCACCCAUGGUGCCUCCGGCAUUCUUCUUGGAUCCUGAACAGAUUUGUGCUGCGACCCGGAGGGCUUACUCCUUUCGAGAUCAUACAUGGCCGUCCUUACAAAGGCAAAGUGCUGCCGUUUGGCGAAACCGUGAUGGGAUUGGUUUCUCCCGGGCCCAAGGGCAAACCGCGGUUCAUCCAGGCCAUCAUGAUUGGAAAGUGCACGCCGGAUGAUGAGUUCAUCUUGUGUUCUGGAGCAGGCAAGCUCAUGUUGGCUCGCACCGUGCGCCGGCUUGCCACUGGCUUCACUCCAGCCUUGCACGUUGAGGAUCAGCUUGGUGGGGUUUCCGACUUGCUAGGUGAGCUCGCGCCUUUGCCUGAAGGUCCUGGAGAGAUCCCUGAGGAUGCGCGCGAUUACAGCCCUUGUCAAGAAGCCGCCUCUGAUCCUGAGAGCUCCUCGCAGAUGAGUGAGGAUGACCCCGAUGGUCACCGUUCCGGUGAGGCUGCUGCUCUCAACCCUGACGGCAAUGGCGCCGCAGAUCUUCCGUUGCAGCCUAGUGCUCCUGUUGCGCCGCCUAUCGUUGCAGCGAGUGAUCCUUUGGUACAAAGCAGUGCCAGUUCUGCUGGGCCUAUGCCCGUUGACCCUGCCACCUCAGUUGCAAGGGAACGCCCCAGACCAGCAGGUGAGGAGGAUGCUCCAGGCCCUGAGCCCAAACGUGCAAGGAUUGCAGCCACAACUGUGUGCGGUGUGGAGUGCCACCAUGCCGACGAGGAUACUGAUCUUGCAUUCUCCCCAGCGGACAUUGAAAGUAUCAAUGAUCUUGACGGCCUGUGUUCGGGUGACGAAGAGGAGGAGUGUGAGCAAGGCCUUGCCCCUCCUGAUGAGCUUUAUCGGCCUUUCUCUCCACAUGAGCCUUCCUUGAGCCCUGAGGAGCUUGCUGACCUCGAUGCUCUGUGCGACCAUCACGAGAUAGCCCGGCUCAAGACUAUGGGUGUGAUCUACCAGCCUGAGUCAGGCAAUGAGAACUGCAAGUCAUUGACUGUGAAGUUCGUUCGCUUGUAUAUGUCUCGCAAGGGAUAUGCCUUGUUGUCUUGUGAUAUACCAGACGCUUAUUUGACUUGCGAGCAGCCGUGCCCGACCGUGGUGACGCUCCACGGCACCACGUACCGUUUGGCAUUUAUGCUACCGGGGCAACGGGAUGGGUCAGCGGUUUGGUUUUCCACCUUCACCAAGUAUCUGGUUUCGGAGGGCGGAGUUUCGUUGUGGCCUGGAUGCGAGGCGCUGUUUGCUAUGCGUAACCACUCCGGCGGAGGACUCCUUCACGUAGACGACUUGUUGGGGUCAGGUGAAUAUGCUGAGCUACAGAGACUUGCGCAGAUCACAGAGUCAAAGUACAAGUGCACUCUUGAGUGGCUUGUUCGCGAAGGCGACAGCCUGCACUUCUUGUCAGACCCUCUUCCAGAGGAUCAGGUGUCGGUCUACAGAUCGUGCAUCGGGAUUCUUAUGUGCAUCUCUGCGGCUUGCAUGAAGGCCCUCAAACACCUGGUUCGAUAUGCCAAAUCAACCAGCGGGUUCUGCCUUGGGCUGGAGCGCACGAAUGCAGAUCACACUACACGCCGGAGCGUGAGCGCCGGGGCCUUGUACUUGAAUGGGAAUGCAAUUUAUACGGCGAACCGCACGCAACGAGUCGUAGCUAUGUCAAGCUGCGAAGCAGAGCUCAAUGCCCUUGUGUCUUUUGCAGUCGACUUGGUGUAUGUGAAAGAAGCCCUGCGGUUCAUUGUUGGAGUCACUCCCGAAAGCCAUGCCUUCAGCGACUCCUCUUCAGCUCGUGCUGUUGUGAACAAGCAAGGACUCUCCAAGCUCAAACACGUCGAGAUCAGAUUGCUGUGGGUUCAACAGGCUUUGAAGGAUGGUGCAUUCAAACUCCACCCGGUCGGGACCCUUGACAACUCUUCGGACUUGAUGACCAAGGUGCUUAAGCGUGAGCGGAUGCUGUAUUUGAUGUACCUCUUGAACAUCAGGGAUGGUGAUGCCCAGUUCAAUCGUGUCGGAGAGGCCCAGGCCGUUGCUCGGGACAACAAUCUGUCCUUGAAGCUCGCGGUUAAGGCAGUGAAGGCAUUCAAGGGACCUCCGCAACGGGCGCACGCGCUCCUGCAAGCGCUGACCUUUAUGUCCUUGAUUGAUGCCAAUCAGGCACGCAUGCUUGACUCCGAGAACCAUCCGCAUGUGCUUGAAAGCGCCUUGGGCGGUUGCGGAUUCACCCUUGUGUGCGUCGGAUGCCUCGCAGUGCUAUGCAUGAGCCUGCAGGGUUGCCAAGCUGAGAUUGCAGACGAGCUCCCCGACCCAUGGGUUGUAUGGUUCACCCUAAUCAUAGGAUUCCUCAUAGGUCUAGGGUUUUGGUUUGUGUUGCUAGGUGCCGAGCCGCAGCAACAGAUGCCUUGUGAACCUGACGAUGCCACCACACCUGCUUGUGACGACGAUGCGCCGACCUUGAGCGAUGCCAUUCCUUCAGAUGGUGAACCUGCGCCAACGCCCGAUGUGACCAGAGCAUCCUCUGAUGAGCCUUUGUCAGAACCAAUGCAGAGCGAUGAUGGGGCAGGCGAUGGCAACAGCCACCCUGCUUCACCCACUGCCCAUGAUCCGAUCGACGAGCCUGAGAACCAUGCCUUGGCAGCGGUGCCGAUUGCAGUUGUUGAUCCUCCUGGAUUCCCUGCUGCUGUCGAUCAGCUACUUGUGUAUCAUGCGCCGAUCUCCGGGCGCAGAUGGCAUGUGUUCCGAGGGUGUUGGGGUUUGAGUAGAGCUACCGUCAUUGCUGAGGAAGAGCUUGGUGUGCUUUUGCGACGCGAUCCCAGAAUCACGAUGUGCUUGAUCUGCAUGAACCGAGUUCGCAAUGACUUGCGAUUCCCAAUGCUUCGGAUUACCGAUGAAGCCGACGACCCACGCCGUGAACACCCC
Symbiodinium sp. CCMP2592 is the source of this 5802-nucleotide messenger RNA. NCBI's taxonomy places the organism in Eukaryota, Dinophyceae, Suessiales, Symbiodiniaceae. The record is from the annotation of a GenBank genome assembly.